GUGUCGUCGAAAAACAAGGAGUUUCCCGACAUACUUAGACAUUAUCCGGAGCUCUCCCAGUUUUCCACCAGUAUGUCAUGGAGUCGCUGACGAGAGCGGUGGUGUUCCUGUGGCGGGUGGUUCCGUUGGUGGGGAUGUUGGGGCACCCAGUCAUUGGCAGUAUGGAGUUUGCAAAGAUGAAGGUUAGCAAUUACCUCCAGUGCUACAGACUUUGUGUGGUAACCGGUGGGUGCCACUCCCCAGAGUAUGACGCCAAGAGCCGCGGAUGCAGCCUGUACGUGGCGCCUGGAAACAACAGCACCAAAAUUCCUGACAAUCUACCCCAGGGAUACACAGCAGAAAAGAUGUUCCCGAGCCCGUGUGAAGCUCGCCCCUGUACAGAGGGCCACGUCUGUGUUCACCUGGAGUCGGGGAACAACUUCAUGUGUGUCUCCGGACCAGAUUGCGGUCGACCUCCACCACGACGUACUUUGACAGUGUCAGACACGAGCGUAGCCUCCUUGGGAGCAGCGUCUGUGUACACGUGCAUGACGGGCUACAACACAGCCGGGGGCAGCGGGGUCGUUGUGUGUCAGAACACUGGACAGUGGUCAUCUCCAACACUAAAGUGUGCAGCUGUUGACUGUGGAAUGCCACCAGCUCUCCAUAAUCAGUCUGUGGGUCAAGUGACAAGCACCGACUUCAACAGCAACGUCAUGUACAGCUGCAAUGUCGGCUACACCUCGACAACGGGGACUGGUGACAGCGUCUGCCAGGACACCGCCAUCUGGUCGACUCCAACCCAAGUCUGUCAGCUCGUGGAUUGCAAGACCCCCGUCGAUAGGAGCAAUGCAGAUCCUAGCGUCGUUGUAGCAACCACGUUCAACACGUCGGUGACGUUCACGUGUGAUGCAGGGUUCAGAAAUCAUGGCGGGAACGACACAAUCAUCUGUCUGGAGAAUGGACAAUGGUCAUCGACGUCUCUGGACUGCCAAGUCAUCCCCAACUGGAUCGCGACGAAGACGCUGUCUGCAGGGCCGGCGACGUUGACUUGUACAGACAGGGUGUCCUCGGCAGGCAGUGAAGUGUCGGUGUCCUGUGAGGACGAUGAGAUGCUGACAGGCUGCUCUGCUAAAACUGCGUCAACAAGUGGGAAAAACAAUGGCGUGAAAGUUGUAUUGAUUGACAAGAAGCUUUUCUGCCAAAUCGACUCAACACAAACAACUAAAGCCUCUCCGCUCCAUGCCUCGGCAAGAUGCUGCAAGAAGGACGGGCUCCAGUGCGAGUACCUCAAAGAUGGGCCUUCAGGAAACAAGGACGGGGAUUCAGUUUCAACCACAUGCUUUCAAUCCUUCCAGGUAUUAGGCUGCAGCUCGUACCAAGUGAACGGCCGUCUGGACGGAACUAACAUGGACAACAGCUUCUGCCGAGCAACGACAGGGUCGUUUUCUGUCACAGGGGUGUAUUCCUACGCCACCUGCUGCCAGGCUCCGGGUCUCUCCUGCAGCGUGCACACACUCAGUCCUCGACCUGUCGGGAACCUCAUGAAGACAACUUGUCCAUCAGGCUCCACACUCACUGGCUGUGCAGGAUACAAUGCAUGGAACAAACAGCGAGGCUCCUAUAUUGAAGAUGACAGCGGAACGCCGACGUGCCAUGUGGACACUUCUGACGACAGAACUAGGGUGAUGUACGUUUGUUGCCGAUGAAGCUUGGAAUACGUCAGUCCCGGCGAUCUGGAUGGAGACAAUCACACAUCUUGCAUCAUCUGUGAUAUAUAUGCCCUGAUCCCAUCACCGCGUGGCAACUUCAUUUUGCUGCCACCACCUUUCUAACGGGGACAAGAAAUACCAAACGAAGGAACAUUUAGUGUAUAAUAGUAGUUGUGAAACACAAUUUGUACCUAAAUGGGUUGAGAUAAUGUGUUCAGUUGCUCGACUUUACCGUUGCAUUUUCUAUCACAACUGAGGCUUUCUCAAAAUAUAUUGUCAUAUAAGACUGAAAAAGUCACCACAACUCAUUCAUUCGAAAUGACUGUAUAUCAAUGUAUCAGUGAACAAGAAGAAGUUCUUAUAGAUAAACAACUUCUUUAUUUUAUAUUUAUUCACAAAAUAUACUGUUCGAUUUUGGCCCAGUGAAAUGUUCAUGGAAUAUUUUAUCCAUAUUAAGUUUAAUUAAUGUCUACUUCAAACAUGUGGACCUUCCAUCACAAGUUUAUUUUUAUUAUGUCUCCAACCUUGAUUCUUUUAAUUUUAAUUUAUUUUUUUGCUCACUUGAUAAAGAUUUACUUGGAAAUGGAAUAAACAGUAUCUAAAAAAAUGACUUCUUUAUCAGAAUUGAGGCGACGUUUCAGUAGGUUUUUUUCUCUCUCUCUCACUCCCUCUCUCUCUCUCUCUCUCUCUCUCUCUCUCUCUCUCUCUCUCUCUCAAUAGAAAGAUAGAUAGAUAGAUAGAUAGAUAGAUAGGGUUGAAGUACACAUCUUCACGUCAGAUUGCCAUCAUUCUAGGCCAAAGCACAAAAAGAUAGCUUAAACCAUACAGAAAUUACAACUGUGAACAACUUGAACGCUGACAAGUCCAGCAUUAUAUCGGCUGUAGAUAACGGUGGUGGUGCAUCACUGACUUCAACGUUAACGUCAACUGCCGAGAGAUCAUAAAGUUCAUAUAUCAACCACAACAUGGCUAAAUCCGGAUAAAUCACUCUAAUAUGUUGAUCAUCAUGAAUUCGCCAUGAGGUUUAAAGGGUAAAACGUGCAUAUGAACGGGUGAGAAUCACUCAAACUAUAAGGCUUUUUCAAACCAAAAUUCGUCAUGAUCCUAUAAAGC
Haliotis rufescens (red abalone) is the source of this 2804-nucleotide messenger RNA. Its product is annotated as P-selectin-like. The coding region runs from base 78 to 1688 and encodes 536 amino acids. NCBI's taxonomy places the organism in Eukaryota, Metazoa, Mollusca, Gastropoda, Lepetellida, Haliotidae. The transcript has 11 exons. The record is from RefSeq and is a predicted model, not a curated record.